Molecule: messenger RNA, 2334 nt
Organism: Anopheles cruzii
Lineage: Eukaryota; Metazoa; Arthropoda; Insecta; Diptera; Culicidae
Product: probable ATP-dependent RNA helicase DDX10
Exons: 1
Coding region: 1-2334 (777 amino acids)
Biological process (GO): rRNA processing
Cellular component (GO): nucleus
Molecular function (GO): nucleic acid binding; ATP binding; RNA helicase activity
Source: RefSeq, a predicted model, not a curated record
AUGAACAAAGGUAGAUACAUUAAUUUUGCUCGUAAAAAGAAGUUUAAAGGCCGCAGUGGACAUUACAUAAACGGCGGCGAUGAAGUACCGGACGAAGCCGAUGCGAGCAAUAAUGGAUGUCAACGGAAGGCGAAAUCGAAACAGAGUGCGAAUACAUUCAAGUUCUCCGUGAAGCAAGAGGAUGCCGAAAUCGAACGGCUGCAACAGCUGUACGAAGACGUUUCGUUUCAAGCAGCAUCGGUGACAACAUUCACGGAUUUUCCGUUGUCCAAGAAAACGCUCACCGGGCUGAAGGAAGCGGGAUACGUGAAGCCGACGAUCAUACAACGCGAUUCCAUUCUUUCCGGAUUGCGCGGAGAAGACGUACUGGCGGCAGCAAAAACGGGCAGCGGCAAGACGCUCGCCUUUCUCGUCCCGAUCCUGGAACGACUGUACGUGCACAGGUGGACGCGGAUGGACGGAUUGGGUGCGCUUAUCAUAACGCCAACGCGCGAAUUGGCACUUCAGAUAUUCGAAACUAUGGCGCAGGUUGGAAAGCAUCACGAUUUCACGACAGGCCUCAUAAUUGGUGGGCAAAACCUAAAGUUUGAACGCAGCCGGCUGCAUAACCUUAACAUCAUGAUCGGAACACCAGGUCGCUUGCUGCAACAUAUGGACGAAAAUCCACUGUUCGACGCCACCAACCUCAAGGUGGUCGUCCUGGACGAAGCGGACCGCUGCUUGGACAUGGGAUUUGCGACUACAAUGAAUGCCAUCAUCGAGAACUUGCCACCCGUCCGGCAGACGCUACUGUUUUCUGCCACCCAGACGAAAUCGGUUCGUGAUUUGGUGCGCGUGAAGCUCACCAAUCCUCACUACAUUGCACCCCAUGAGCACGAGCAAACUGCGACACCGGUGAAACUGCAGCAGAGCUACGUUGUGGUCGAACUUUCCAAUAAGCUCACCAUGCUCUGGUCGUUCUUGCGAACGCAUCCGAAGCAAAAGAUUAUCGUAUUUUUCGCCACCUGUAAACAGGUGAAGUAUUUCUAUCAAAUUUUCAAAAAACUACGACCCGCGAACCUGCUGUUGCCACUGUACGGCGGGAUGAACCAGGAGAAACGGAACCAGAUUUACGCAGAAUUUUGUGGGAAAAAGAGCAACGUUUGUCUACUGGCAACGGACGUGGCCUCGCGCGGUCUCGACUUCCCGAAAGUCAACUGGGUAGUGCAAAUGGAUUGCCCCGAAGAUGUGACUCAAUACAUACACCGUGCUGGACGCACCGCACGUCUGAACACCAGCGGUGAAAACCUACUCGUGCUGUUGCCGCACGAAGAGCAGGCCAUGUUGCAGUCACUGGAAGGAAACAAAAUCCCCAUCAAGCAGAUAAAAAUCGACGAACGGCAACUGUUCUCGCCGUUGGUGAAAAUUCAAUCGUUGCUUGCACAGUCACCUGAACUGAAGGAAUGUGCCAAGCGGGCCUUUGUGGCUUACAUCAAGUCCGUGGCGUUGAUGAAGAACAGGGAGGUGUUCCAGUUGCAAAAAUUAAACCUGGAUGGCUUCGCACAAUCGCUGGGACUGAACGUUACGCCUCGUGUACGUUUCCUGACACGUGGCGCAGCAGGUCGUAAACCGGCCGCCGCUGGUGCUGCGCAAUCGGCACAAACCAAUAAAGGCAUGAAGGUGGUGCUAGAAGACGACGACAGUGCCAACGAUCAGAGCGAAGACGACGAGUUACUGAGGGUGAAACGGGUAGAUCAUGCUCAUGAAUUACUUCAAUCCGACGAAGAUGACGAUCGCGACAUAAACCGAUCUGAAACUUCCAUUCCCGAACUGCCGAACAGCAAAAAACGUGUUUCGAAAGCAAAGAUGGUCAAAAAAUCGCUAGUCAUUAGCAAGCGUACCGUGUUCGAUGAGCAAGGCGUCGCCAUUGAUGACGAUGGCACGGAAGCUGCGUUGCCGCAGCGUUACGAUAUAAACGAAGCACGUUUGAAACUUCAACAGCAAGAUGCCGCAGAUAAGGAACGCUACAAACAGCUGAAGAAGGCCAAAAAGGUGGUAAAGAAGGAAAAGGAACGCAAGAAAAAGCUGGAAGUCGGCAUGGAUGAGGAAGGUGAUGACUUUGGCAACGAAAGCGACACUAGCGUCAAUCUCGACUGGCUUCCGGAUCCGGACAAAAUUUACGGCAAACAACAACAAUCGGAUGAGAGUGCGAGUGACAACGAGGCGGCACUGUCUGAGGCGUCUGAGCAGCACAGUCCACUUCCGCCCGCUAAAAAGAAACGAAUGAUCUUAAACCGAACUCAAGAUUUGUCCCUAAACGAAGCGGAAAAGUUGGCUAUGAACCUGUUAAAAUGA